CACAGAACAAGCCGCUGAAGAGGUAUGGAUCCCCAGCUGCGAGCGAUACGCCAAGCGGCCAGGGAGAAGUUCCUCCAGGCCAAUGCCCCGAAGCCUUCGAAAGCGGCUGUGGCCGACUCCGCGCUGCCGGAGUUCCUGGCGCAUCUGCCGCCGGAGAGGCUGCAGCAGUCCAUCGGCUCGCUGCUGGCGGAUGCGCCCCCGGAGCCGCCGCCGAAGCGCGCGAAGCCGAGCCCUGACGUGGUGGUCAUCCCGAAGGAGCGCACGGAGGAGAUCCAAGCGCUGCUGCGUCAGCCCGCGCCCAAGGAGUUCCGCGUGUUGUCCUGGAACAUCGACGGCCUGGACGAGGUGGGGGGCGCCCAAGCGCUCAUGCAGCGCUGCUUGGCAGUGGCCAAGGAGGUGGCGAUCCAGCGCCCUGCGGCAGUUCUGCUGCAGGAGGUGAUCCCGCCGGCGCUGGAGCUGCUGGCCUCUCCCAAGGUUCUGGGCGGGACCUAUGAGGUGGUGGUUCCCAAAGAUCCGCCGCUGCCCUAUUACGUGGCCAUCCUGCUGGACAAGCAGCGCCUCAGGGCGCUCGAGCCGCCGAGCACGGCCGCGUUUCCGGGGACGCAGAUGGGGCGGCAGCUGCUGUCCGUGGCCGCCAAGGUAUUGGAUGCGGAGGCGCCGCCGGUGGUGAUUGCCACCGCCCACCUCGAGAGCACCAAGGACCACGGCGUGGAGCGGAAGCGCCAGCUGCUGCAGUGCCUGCGCUUCCUGCGGAGCGAGCUGGGCCGCGCGGUCAGCGGCGGCCGCGUGGGGGCGGCGAUGCUGGGGGGGGACCUCAACUUGAGGGACGAGGAGGUGAAGGCAGUCCAGAAGGAGCUGGGCGAUGGCUCCGGCCUCUGCGACGCCUGGGUGGCCUGCGGGUCUCCGGAAAACGAGAGGUGGACCUGGGACACCAGCGCCAACACCAACAUCGGCGCCAGCUUCGUCUGCAAGACCCGCUUCGACCGCCUCUUCUUCCUCAGCGACUGGUCGCUCAGCAGCCCCAAAGCGCGGGGCAUGGCGAUCGCGAGCGGAAAGGCGAAGGCGAAGGCGAAGGCGAAGGAUCUCUUCCAGAAAGCCGAGGCAGUUCCGUGCGACGGGUGGCGGCCGACGAGCUUCGCGUUGCUGGGCAAGGCCAAGGUGCCGGGCCUGGGCCGCUUCCCCUCGGACCACUGGGGGAUUUUGACCUCCUGGGCAUGGAGCGAGGCGCCACAGGCUCCGGAGCCGGCGGCCGCGGCGACCUCCGCCGAAGCGAAGGCCAAAGGCUUCGGCCUGAAGCCGAGCGAUGGAGAGGGAGCCAUUGACUUGGAUUAGAGCGAUCGGCAAAAGUUUCGGUUGCAACAAACAU
This is a messenger RNA of Effrenium voratum, 1366 nucleotides long. NCBI's taxonomy places the organism in Eukaryota, Dinophyceae, Suessiales, Symbiodiniaceae. The record is from the annotation of a GenBank genome assembly.